GCCGCUCACAGGGUGAGGCUGCAGGAAGGCUCUUUGGGAGCGCUGUUGGUGUGAAACUUCUAUUUUUGUCAAUCUCCACAACACCCUCCCAUUUGUUGUUGUGUACUCCACAACCACCUGAUGAAGGAACAGUGCUCCGAAAGCUAGUGCUUCCAAUUAAACAUGUUGGACUAUCACCUAGUGUUGUGUGAUUUUUAAUUUUGAAGAGGAGAAUUGAUCAUUCAGAUAAGCUCACUUCACAUUUUUGCUUUGUAGAUUGAGAAACUUUGAGAGCACAGAGUGACCUGGCUAGAAUCCAUAAACAGAGCAUUGUUAUUCCUGAGUCCAAAGGUCCAUUUGAUUUGCUUCCACUGUGCAAAGCAAAGUUAACUAUCAACUCCAGGGACCAUCAGCAAACAUGGAACCAAAUAAUACAGCUAACCAAUCAAUCGUCAAAGAAGAGGUACUGGCAAAAGGCAAAUGGGCUCAACUUUUACAGACAACCUACAUAGAUCCUACUGGCAAAACCAGGGUUUGGGAAACAGUGAAACGAACAACCAGGAAACCAAGCAGUAAAUCUGAUGGAGUGGCUGUCCUAGCCGUGCUAAAAAAGACUCUGCAUUAUGACUGUUUGAUUAUGGUGAAACAGUUCAGGCCACCAAUGGGAUGCUACUGUCUGGAAUUGCCAGCAGGUCUCAUAGAUGAUGGUGAAACUGCAGAGGUUGCUGCUUUACGGGAGCUUUUGGAAGAAACCGGAUACAGAGGAGAGAUCAGUGAAACAACUCCAGAUUUAUGCCUGGAUCCCGGAUUAACCAACUGCACAAUGCAGUAUGUGACUGUUAAUAUUAACGGUGAUGAUUCAGAAAACCUCCAUCCGAAACAGAGGCUGGAUGAUGGAGAGUUUGUUGAGGUUAUUUUAAUUCCAAUGAAUGAACUUCGUAAGAAACUUGAUGAAAUGCUCCAAAAAGAAAAUAUUGUGGUGGAUGCUCGAGUUUACGCCUUUGCGAUGGGUUUGAUGUAUGCCUCUUCAAAGCCCAACAUGUUGCCUGUUUUGAAAGCUUGAAGGUCUUCUCAUCUACAGCUGUUGCACAUGGAUAUAUUUAAUCUCAGUUUUGUACUCUACUGUUGUACUAAGGAACAAAGAACCAUUUGUCUAGAAUGUAAUAACAUUGAUAUAAUUAACUAAAUUUAAGAAGCCAGAUUUACAGAACUGCCUUAUUCAUAACUGCAUCACUUCAUCUUUGCAAAAUCCAUAAGUGGCAGCAAAUAAAUUGCAUUUUUUAAAAAAUGUCUUUCAAAUUUUUGCCCUGGUACAGAAAGUUGCAUGUGGGUCAGAUACCUAAAGCCAGUACAAAUCAGCAUGAGUUGGUAGAGAAAUCUUUGAAUAUUAUGGUGUGAGCUUUUGGUUUGACAGAGUUCUGGAACAUGAUCUGAAUAUUGCAAAAUUAUAUUAUAGACUCAAAACCAGCAGCUUUUGUAAGCCUCUGAAAUCAUAGCAUUAAGUACAAUUAGCUUUGAUUAGCAGAAAUCCAUCAUCACAUUUAGGAAUCUCUAUUUCAAGAUACUCAGACAUCCACAGGACCUGGUUAGGAAUGCACUCUGUCCACACUGGCAUAUGUUUAGAAUUCCCAUUAUUGGAGUCAAAAUCAUUUUACUGAUUGGAUAUUGGCUUGCGGAUUAGCUGAGAAUAGAGGCUAAGGAUUGUGAUUGUCCCUCUAGGUCUCCAUUGAUAAGUUAGUGUGGAGGUAGUUCCCUCAAGCAAAUCUCAGACAGAUUAUGUAAUAUAUCUCAUCCCAGUCUCAUAGGUACUUGGUGUAUUUCCCUUCCCCUCCCUGGUUGUUAUGUAACUGGGAAGUUAGGAUCUUAGGCCUCACUAGGUAGGCAACUGUUACAAGGAGUUUUUCAGGUGGCAUGAUGAACCACACAACUUUCCAUUGAACAAGUCUGCUGUCAACAUUUUCUAACUACUGUAGAGAAUAUUACCCUAACAAAUGGUUAAUUGGACCACUUUUGAGGUUGGCACUUUAAAAUUCUGUUUGCUUACCAGUAACUGACUCUCAAUAGAUAUGUAAUCCUGGAUAUGUAGGAUCAGAAACAGGGCAUAUCUUCUUCACAUCCAUUAAUCAACCUUUCUGGUAGUCAAAAAAAAAUUCCUUUUGGAUUGCUUUAAUCCUCAAGGCCAAUUUUGUUUUGUACCAUACAACUACUGUAAAGAAAAAUGCAUUCAACAUGUGUUUCAGUAAAAGAACAUGUUUGUCAUAA
Chiloscyllium plagiosum (whitespotted bambooshark) is the source of this 2241-nucleotide messenger RNA. RefSeq names its product nudix (nucleoside diphosphate linked moiety X)-type motif 5 (gene nudt5). Gene Ontology annotation, cellular component: nucleus. The record is from RefSeq and is a predicted model, not a curated record. Lineage: Eukaryota; Metazoa; Chordata; Chondrichthyes; Orectolobiformes; Hemiscylliidae. Gene Ontology annotation, biological process: ribose phosphate metabolic process; nucleoside phosphate metabolic process. Gene Ontology annotation, molecular function: ADP-ribose diphosphatase activity.